This is a messenger RNA of Pocillopora verrucosa, 2406 nucleotides long. The record is from RefSeq and is a predicted model, not a curated record. Lineage: Eukaryota; Metazoa; Cnidaria; Anthozoa; Scleractinia; Pocilloporidae.
CAAGUGAGUCUCUCAAGUGAGCGUAUCAAUGUUUUUGUUACAAAAUUGAGGUUUUUGUUGUUUAUAACUUAUCGUAUGUACAGCAGCAUGGAAGAGACACAUCAAAGUUCUACUGAUCAUCGAGGGCUUAAACUUCAAAAUAUUAUUCAGAAAUUGUCUGAACACUGUGAUAUAAAAAACCCACAAGAAUUGGUGAGUGUAUCUGAUGUUGAAGACUCUGAUCUUAAAACCAAGAGAAGAAAGCAAGAAAGCAUCAUAACUACUUCGAAUGGAACUGGCAAUUAUACAUUAGAAAAGGACAUGGACAGACAAAGCAGUGACUCUAAGGCAAAAAGUAAUAUUACAGAAUCUGUGCAGCAUGAGGUGAACAGUGUUAAGAGUUCUACACCACCACGUGAGAGAAUCAGUGCACGCAUAAGAAGUUUAAAAUCUAAGAAGGUGGCUUAUGAAGAAGAGUGGGUUGACCCUGAUCAUAUCAGACUAUCAGGGCAAAAGAUACCUGUGCAGUCAAAUAAAAAUUCAGCUCAUGAAGAAGUCAUCAAGACUGUUACAAGAAAGAGAAAACGGAAAGGAGCAAAAAACUUUCAAAGUAUGGAGGAUUACGUGAAUGAAUCACCAUUGAUUCAAGUUGGUAAUCUAGUUGGACUGCGUCAGUGUCGUUUGUGUGCAGUGAUGUUUGUGGAAAAAGAUCAGCUGAUCAAUCAUAUGAAGGCUGUACAUCAUUUAGAUGACAAAAUAAACAUCUCUAAAGAAGGUACCGCAGAUGUUUCACAAAGUGACAACAAAGCAAAUGAUGAGAAACCUUUCAAAUGCUCUCAGUGUGAAUCGUCAUUCAGAAAAAGUAGUGGCCUAAAGCAACAUGUAACAAGGCAACAUUCCCUGAGUACACCACAGAAGUUACCUCCAGCUCCAUCUAACCAGGUGUCCACAAAGAAGGGUUGCCCUACAAGUGACAGGCCUUAUGCAUGUCAGGUAUGCGGUAAAGCAUUCAAACGGAAGCACCAUUUACAAGAGCACAGCUAUAUUCACUCCGACGCAAAACCUUACAAAUGUGACACUUGCAGCAAAACAUUUAACCAGAGAAUUUGCCUGACCAAACAUCUUCCAUGCAGAGAACUCGAAAAACAGCAAAAGAAACCAGGCUGCAGUAAAACUGGAGACGGCAACACAGCAAAUGUGUUAACACAACAUCAACCUAACGACAGAGAAACAGAAUUAUCUUCAAAAAGAGUUGCCAAAAGUGCAAGCAAACUCACUAGUGAUUCUGUUUUACUGUCAAGCAACAGUACACACGUCGAGUCUCCAGAAGAGUCACAUCGUGUAAAUGACAAAGAGCAUGAAAAUGGCACACUCUCGGUUCAUAUAAGUGGUGGACCCUUGCGUGACAAUCCAGUGUCACAAGACACUGGGAGACCUUUGAUUGGUCACGCUAAUAACGGUGUACAUUCUCAAGAGAUUGUGAAAGAUGAAAAAAAAGUCAUUGGCUUAUCUCCAAGCACGGCUGCUAAAAGUGCAGUAGCAGCAAACGAUCGUACUUGCUCAGUCAAGGAGCCGACGCAGUCGCCACAGGAAGCAACUUAAAAGUACUCUACGUCUGCUUCUCUGAUUUUGGCUUCCUCUAGCCCUGUUUGUGAUAGCUGAAUCUCAAUAUGCUGUAAAAUCAAGUCUGCGAUAAUGGAUGGUUUAUACGAACAGUUCUAUCACAUUUCUGUUUUUUUUUUCAAUCAAAUUAUCAAUUGUUUUUGUUUCAUAAUCAAAUUUGUUGUAAUGUGUCGCAAAACAACAUGAUUAUUUUUUAUCUUUUUCAGUUUUCAUGGCUUGUAUACGAUAUCUACAUUUAUAUGGAAUCUUUCUUGCUCAAACGUGACUUGCAACUUCGUACCUCACUGCAUUCACAUCUUUCUCACAAAUCUUAAUUGGAACUAGUUUCAAGCGAUGAAAUGAUGGAACCUGAGUUAUUUUCCAGAGAAUGUUGGUCUACACGUGCCGUUUCCAAUAAGUUGCAUUUCAGUAACUCAUCACGCACGUUCGGUUUAUUUCCAUCUAAAUGCGUAUGAUUUUUGGGGGUUAAAGUUAUUCAUCGAAUUUUAUACAGAACUUAAUCAUCCAUCCAUGCCAUAAAGGUUUAAAAUCACUUCUGUAAUCGUAAUUUAUGAAGAAAAGGAAGUGAGAAGGUUUCAUUGCCUAUCACUCAACUACAUACAGAUGUGACGUUUUUCAGAAUUAUCAUCACUGGCUUAGCCGGCGUGUAAGGGCAUGUACUUAAAUCAGGGGAACAAUUAAUAUACUCGAUAAGAUAUCACAUUAUGUCCAGAAAGUGAUAUUGAACCAGGCAAUCACUGGAGAAAUAAUCACUAGACGAGAGGUUGUCCUCACUCUGUUUUGGCCAGCCAUAAUGAUCGAUUA